CUUUAAAGCAUAACAGUCGAAGUGUGAACGUCGCAGAGAUUGGGCGCGGCCCGCGUCAUCAAAAAGUUUCAUGUACCGCUCGGUGUCUCUAAUCUGCGCUUUGAGGAAGGCAAUAAGUCGAACGCGCUUACGGAGGGUUGUAUGCCUGCAUAAUGAAGGGUGAAUGUGAGCCCGAGGUGCACAGCAGCUACGAUGUCUAUGGAGGGGGCCAACAUGCUUGGAGCGAUCUGACCGAAGAGCGGGCGGCGCGCGCCGUCGAUACGACACCAUGUGCGGCCCUUCCUGUCAAUAGCGUAGCGCUCAACUCGGAAGGAAAUACUUCCACGCGUGUGUCUCCACCAAGGUAAUGGUGGGUGUCAAAGUUGAGAUUGCACCUUCUCAUUGCGCGACGGAGAGCAUAAGCUUGCGUACACAUCUGAAGCGCAAUCCGACAAAGAUGCACCUUGUGCUCCUUCUUGCCAUCCCAGGAAAAGCAAAGCAGAGGGUAGGGAGCAUCCAAGCU
Molecule: messenger RNA, 502 nt
Organism: Ceraceosorus bombacis
Lineage: Eukaryota; Fungi; Basidiomycota; Exobasidiomycetes; Ceraceosorales; Ceraceosoraceae
Source: the annotation of a GenBank genome assembly